AUGGACUCAAUAGACGUCCUAGUCACCGCCCUACUAAACUCCAAGACGUCUCAACUGGCCAUCCAUACCCGAAAGCAACUCUACGAACCUCAUUCCUCAUCAUCAACACCAUCCCAUCGCUCACAACUCGAUCAACGCCGUACACGACGAGAACGGGAUAGACGUAAUCCUGCAAUGCUAGAAUUAUGGACUCAGGAUUCGGGAAUUGAUGAUGAUUCUGUCUUGGUGCCCUAUGUUAAGGAUUCUACUGAAAUUAUUGGAAAUGUGAAUUAUAUUUCGUUACGUGGUAUUCAGAAUAGGCAGUGGGCUCAAGAAACAGUGAAAAUGGGAGUUAACUUUGCCCGAGAAUCAGACUACAAGAAUGCAAUGAAAGCAUACGACCGUGCUCUUGAAAUCGAUUCCGAAUGCACGGAAGCGCUGGUUGCUCGUGGAGCUGGAUUCGCAAACCAAAACGAAUUCGCCCGAGCCAUAACAGAUUUCGAAUCAGCUCUACGACUCAAUCCAUCCGAUGGCAAUGCUCACAAGUAUUUGAAUGCUACGCAGCAAAAGUUGGUUGAAGCCAACAAGGAGCGCGAGGAUGUGUUGAGUGGUGAUUUCUUGAUGGACGUAAACUACCGCCCAACCAACAAAUUCGCACUCGCGUCCGUCGCAGCCCCAGCUACAUCAGUCGCCACACCAACAUCCACUCACUCUGGUAUAGAGCGCCGUGCAUCGCUACCACAUGGUGCCAACACGACAUCAGACAGUGAAUCACAUACUACGAGUAAGAAAAAGAGUAAGAAGCACAAGAGGAGGUAUUCUGAUGAUUCGGAUAGUGAUGAUGGUGGUAGGAGCAAAAAGUCGUCGAAAAAGGAAAAGAAGGACAAGGAGAAACAUAGACGAGAGCGGUCGAGAUAG
Molecule: messenger RNA, 897 nt
Organism: Synchytrium microbalum
Lineage: Eukaryota; Fungi; Chytridiomycota; Chytridiomycetes; Synchytriales; Synchytriaceae
Exons: 5
Coding region: 1-897 (298 amino acids)
Molecular function (GO): protein binding
Source: RefSeq, a predicted model, not a curated record